Messenger RNA from Musa acuminata AAA Group (dessert banana), 2249 nucleotides. RefSeq names its product splicing factor U2af large subunit B-like. The transcript has 14 exons. Gene Ontology annotation, biological process: mRNA processing. Bases 129 to 1973 code for a protein of 614 amino acids. NCBI's taxonomy places the organism in Eukaryota, Viridiplantae, Streptophyta, Magnoliopsida, Zingiberales, Musaceae. The record is from RefSeq and is a predicted model, not a curated record. Gene Ontology annotation, molecular function: pre-mRNA 3'-splice site binding; poly-pyrimidine tract binding. Gene Ontology annotation, cellular component: commitment complex; nuclear speck; nucleus.
GGGAGACGUAGGCGGUCACCUCCACCCGCUUCGCUCGAAGCCCUAAAAACCACUGCCUUUGCGCGAUCCGAAGCAAAGGCUUCGAGGGGAAAGAAGAAGACGCAGACAGAUACGAGGGGUUAUCGAAGAUGCCGGACUACGGAGAGAGAUAUGAGGGCAACGGUGAGGAGUACAAUGAGUACGGCGCGGCCGCGCCUCCGGCGAAGGGCAGCGGUUUCGAUGACUUCGGCGAUUCCAGAUCUCAGUAUGAUUCCCAUGGACGUGAGAGAGGGUCCUCAAAGAGCAGAGACAAGGAAAGAGAAAGAGGCAGGGAGAAGGAGAGGGAGCGUGACAAGGAUAGGGAACGGGACAGAGACAGGGUCAAAGAUCGAGAUCGCGAGAGGGAUCGUGAUGGCCAUCAUAGAGACCACAAGGACAGAAGUGAAAGGAGGGAGCGCGAUCGAGAUAGAUCUGAUGAUCAUGAUCGUCACCAUGGUCGAGAGUACGAUAGGCACAGGGAUCAUGAUAGAGAUAGAGAUAGAGACAAAGAUAGAGAUGGGCAUCGUAGUCAUCGCUCACGGUCUCAUCGGUCACGAUCUCGUUCUCGAUCAAAGGGUAGAUCCAGUCGAAGAUCAACGUCUCGUUCUCGUUCAAGAUCAAAGAGCAAACGAAUCAGUGGUUUUGACAUGGCCCCACCUGCUUCUGCUCUUCUUCCUGGUGCAACUGCCACAGAAGGCAAUGUUGGGCCACUAGUCCCACUCUGCUGCCAAAGGGUGCGAGCGGACUCUCUAGCUUUUAUGUGCAAGAAGGAACCAACGCACCAGUUUGAUGGAUCUUGUUCGUCUUCAAUCGGCAGUCAACUUCCUGGAGCCACUCCAGCCAUUCCUGGAAUGUUUCCGAACAUGUUUUCUUUGGCAGCUGGACAGAUUCCAACUAUCCCUAUCAUGCCAGUGCAAGCCAUGACUCAACAGGCUACUCGGCAUGCUCGGCGUGUAUAUGUUGGUGGCCUUCCUCCAACUGCUAAUGAACAGUCAGUUGCAACAUUUUUUAGCCAGGUUAUGUUUGCUAUUGGGGGUAACACCGCUGGGCCAGGUGAUGCUGUUGUGAAUGUGUAUAUAAACCAUGAGAAAAAAUUUGCGUUUGUAGAAAUGAGGUCUGUUGAAGAAGCAAGCAAUGCAAUGGCUUUAGAUGGCAUCAUUUUUGAGGGUGCACCAGUGAAGGUCAGAAGGCCAAGCGACUAUAACCCUUCUCUUGCAGCUGCACUUGGUCCCAGCCAACCCAACCCAAAUCUUAAUCUCGCUGCAGUGGGUCUUACACCAGGUUCUGCUGGUGGUCUUGAGGGGCCUGAUCGAAUUUUUGUGGGAGGUCUUCCAUACUAUUUUACAGAAGCACAAGUGAGGGAGUUGCUUGAAUCUUUUGGGCCUCUUCGAGGUUUUGAUCUUGUCAAGGACAGGGAAACUGGCAAUUCAAAAGGAUAUGCAUUCUGUGUGUAUCAAGAUCUCUCUGUCACAGAUAUUGCAUGUGCAGCUCUUAAUGGUAUCAAGAUGGGUGAUAAAACCCUUACUGUAAGGCGUGCUAACCAAGGUGCUGUACAGCCAAGGCCAGAGCAUGAAAGCGUACUGCUGCAGGCACAACAACAAGUGGCACUCCAGAAACUUGUGUACCAGGCAGGAUCCCUUCCUACGAAGGUAGUAUGCUUGACCCAGGUAGUUAGUCCAGAUGAACUGAAUGACGACGAGGAAUAUGAAGACAUAAUGGAAGACAUGAGGGCGGAAGGUGGAAAAUAUGGUAAGUUGGUCAAUGUUGUAAUCCCACGUCCUGUACCAAACGGAGAGCCAGCUCCUGGUGUUGGAAAGGUCUUCCUGGAGUACGCCGAUAUCGAUGGAUCUACCAAAGCUAGACAGGGCUUACAUGGAAGAAAAUUUGGGGGAAAUCAAGUUGCUGCUGUGUUUUACCCGGAGAACAAGUUUGCCCUAGGAGAAUAUGAUGGGUAGCUAUUUUAAUAGAUUCGCUAGGCAGUUUGUAGACUAAUCUGUGCCACAGUUUGAUGCGGGAGUGUACUUAUUGCACAUUGAUUAUUAGAUUCAUGUGCUAACCAGCCUAGGUUUCAUUCAGCAUGUAAAAUUCUGUUUGGUAGGUACCUCACUUAACGGUCAUUCCAGUGAGCCUAUAAAUCAGCAGAUAUAUAUUGCUAUUUGAAUAUCUGACAUUGCCAACAGUUGUGUUUCUAAAAGCUUAGGAAGUUGAUAAUUAUUCUUUUUAUUAUGCCA